This is a messenger RNA of Suricata suricatta (meerkat), 2444 nucleotides long. RefSeq names its product pantothenate kinase 3 (gene PANK3). The transcript is spliced from 7 exons. Gene Ontology annotation, molecular function: pantothenate kinase activity; ATP binding. Gene Ontology annotation, biological process: coenzyme A biosynthetic process. NCBI's taxonomy places the organism in Eukaryota, Metazoa, Chordata, Mammalia, Carnivora, Herpestidae. Bases 242 to 1354 code for a protein of 370 amino acids. Gene Ontology annotation, cellular component: nucleus; cytosol. The record is from RefSeq and is a predicted model, not a curated record.
CGGAGGCCUUCCCCAGCUCGCUCGGUCCCGGCACACCCUCGAGGGGGUGGGGAGGCCGCCCCCUGGGCCGGGCCUCGCCUCAGGCGCCGCCGCCCCGCCCCAGGCCCGCCCCGCCGGGACUGAGGGGAGGAACCCGCCGGGCCUUCCCGCGCGGCCCAGACACCUCCGGAGUCGCCGCCACUACCCCAGUACCAUCCGUGCUCCGGACCCGAGGCUGCCCUUGGUUCCUUAGGCAGACGCCAUGAAGAUCAAGGAUGCCAAGAAACCCUCUUUCCCAUGGUUUGGCAUGGACAUUGGGGGGACUCUAGUAAAGCUCUCCUAUUUCGAACCUAUUGAUAUCACUGCAGAGGAAGAACAGGAAGAAGUUGAGAGCUUAAAAAGUAUCCGGAAAUAUUUGACUUCUAAUGUAGCAUAUGGAUCCACUGGUAUUCGGGAUGUACACCUUGAACUGAAGGAUUUAACACUUUUUGGCCGAAGAGGGAAUUUGCACUUUAUCAGAUUUCCAACCCAUGACCUGCCUACUUUUAUCCAAAUGGGAAGAGAUAAAAACUUCUCAACAUUACAUACGGUGCUAUGUGCUACAGGAGGUGGUGCUUACAAGUUUGAAGAAGAUUUCCGCACAAUUGGAAACCUCCACCUGCACAAACUAGAUGAACUUGACUGCCUUGUAAAGGGCUUGCUGUUUAUAGAUUCUGUCAGUUUCAAUGGACAAGCAGAGUGCUAUUAUUUUGCUAAUGCCUCAGAACCUGAACAAUGCCAAAAGAUGCCUUUUAACCUGGAUGAUCCCUAUCCACUGCUGAUAGUGAACAUUGGUUCAGGAGUCAGUAUUUUAGCAGUCCAUUCCAAAGACAACUAUAAGCGAGUAACCGGGACAAGCCUUGGAGGGGGUACCUUUCUGGGUUUAUGCUGUCUGUUGACUGGCUGUGAAAGUUUUGAAGAGGCUCUUGAGAUGGCAUCCAAAGGUGACAGCACCCAAGCCGACAAGCUGGUCCGUGAUAUUUAUGGAGGAGAUUAUGAAAGAUUUUGUCUGCCAGGUUGGGCUGUAGCAUCUAGCUUUGGAAAUAUGAUUUAUAAGGAGAAGCGAGAAUCUGUUAGUAAAGAAGAUCUAGCGAGAGCUACUUUAGUUACUAUCACCAAUAACAUUGGUUCUGUGGCACGAAUGUGUGCUGUUAAUGAGAAAAUAAACAGAGUUGUCUUUGUGGGAAACUUUUUACGUGUCAAUACUCUCUCAAUGAAACUUCUGGCGUAUGCACUGGAUUACUGGUCAAAAGGUCAACUGAAAGCAUUGUUUCUAGAGCAUGAGGGAUACUUUGGAGCAGUUGGUGCACUUCUUGGGCUGCCAAAUUUCAGCUAAAAAAUGUCAGGUUUCUCUCUCCUAAUAAAUGUCAUCCAAGAGGAACUGAAAACCAGAGGCAUCAUUACUGGGAACCAAAGGAUAACAGAGUAGCACUACUGCUGUUGAUUUUUAAAUGUCAGAAUGGUAGGCUGCUAAAAGUUGCCAUAUUAAAAGAGAGAGCUCGGUAAUGUGAAGUAUUUCUAAUUGAAAUGCUUUCCCUUCUGUAUAUAGGCAGUGUUAAAUCCUUAAAUGCAAUACAGCCUCUGAUUAUUGAGCUUCCUCUGAGAAGAUUUUCUAUUUAUUUUAUGUAGCCAACAUUGCAGUACUGUAUGCUCAAACACAAAUCUUAAAGUCUCAGAAAUGUUUAGCUCCUGAAAAUAAUUGAAUCUGAAUAUUUGUUAUAAGUGCGUUCUAUGUGUUUUGGUUACUAGUAAGUGGACCAUAACAUACCCUGUAUCAAACUUAGUGGACAGUGACAUACCCUGUCUCAAACUUACUGAAAUGGCUAUCAAAGAUGAUCAUUUUGAUGUGAUUUUAGAGAUGUUAAGGCAAAAUUAAUUUUUCAUUAUUGUAGUUUUGUCAACAUUUCCCCCGGAUAAAAGAGCAUGUUUAUGUCAUCUUUUUCCAGAUGUAUAAGCUUUUUCAAUUAAAAUACUGUUGUUAAGUAUUAGCCUGAAUUUUAAACUGAAUCCUAGAAAAUGCACAUGAUUGGUGAUAUUGCACUUUCUGUAUUUUUAAGUUAAUCAUUAUAUUUAAAAAUGUUUUGAUUUUUAAUUGGAGGCUUAAUUACUUAUUUGAAAGUCCAUUUAAGGAGGUCUCAGGACUCUUUAAGAGGGUGUGUUUUGCAUGCAUUGAUAGAGAGGUCUGUGCCCUUUCUGUACCAGUUAUCUCGGGCCCAAACGAAAUCAUUUCUGUUUAAUUAGGUCUGACCAUCAAAGCUAGAGACUUUAAUCUUAUAAACAGCAACAAAAUCAUAUUCUAAACAGAUGUGAUGGGAAUCUGAAAUAUGAGUUGUUUUGAAACUGUAGGAGUCUGAGGCAGUAUUACAGAAUUCUAAAAGGAUCAGUGUUUAACAUUUUAGUAAUAAAGGCAUUAUAGUUUCAAAUUA